AGACGGUAUAAGUUUCUAAAAGUCCAGGAGUGGCAGGAAAGAGCUGGAAUCAUGUGGGAUAUGCUUAGAGGAUAGUGAGAGGCGCACGCGUAUGCUUGAGCUUUCCUGAUUGGCUGUUGGCUCCCGGAGACUCCUCUGCUUAAUUAGCAAUCGCAAGUGUCUGUGCAUUAUUCUGUCGUCGUUUCACGUCUUUCUGGUAAAAACAACUCGCUCGCCAAGCAGACGAGAAAACAAACCCAGGGAAGGAGACGGAAUGAAUGGCACGGUGUCGGGGCUCUUCCACCACCUACCGCGCUUCAUGGAGUCAAACAGCGAAAGUUUUCAGCCCUGGAGGGAUUAUAUGGGACUGUCGGAGACGGUCAGAGAGAUCUUGAGUCGGAACAGCACCGAGGAAUCCGUCCUGCCACAUCUCAAAGCGCAUCACUCCCAACCCGACCAUUUCAGCGGAACUUUAGGGUCGAUGCGCAUGAACGCAGAAUCCUGCGAAUCCCUGCUGUCUGGCUCCGCGACUGUGCUGAACCCAGAGGAUAUGUUUCGGUUCGCACCGCAGUCAGCCAGUGCCGAUCCGCUGCAGACACCUACAACUGGUUCGAGUUGUCGCCCCAAGGACCGCAGGAGUACCGCGAGUCGCUUCAGGGCUCCGGCUCCAGAGCCGCCUGCGCGCCCCUCUUCCAAGUUCUGCAGUUUUUGUAAACAUAACGGUGAGUCCGAGCUGGUCUACGGAUCCCACUGGCUGAAGAACCAGGCUGGAGAGGUUGUGUGUCCCUACCUGCGCCAGUACGUGUGUCCACUAUGCGGCGCCACGGGGGCCAGAGCCCACACCAAGCGAUUCUGUCCCAAAGUGGACAGCUCCUACAGCUCGGUGUACACCAAGACCAGGCGCUGAUUUAAACAAACAAAACAAAACAAAAAGAAGCUUCCCCCCUUUUUUUUCCUCCUUUGUGUGCAUUUUAAUUCAGUAUAAGUGUGGCUUUUACUUUUGUGUGUUGCUUGCUUUGUAUUCUUAUUUGCAUGCUUUGUUUUUGUUUUUUUGUG
Molecule: messenger RNA, 1035 nt
Organism: Xiphophorus maculatus (southern platyfish)
Lineage: Eukaryota; Metazoa; Chordata; Actinopteri; Cyprinodontiformes; Poeciliidae
Gene: nanos3
Product: nanos C2HC-type zinc finger 3
Exons: 1
Coding region: 254-886 (210 amino acids)
Biological process (GO): oogenesis; negative regulation of translation
Cellular component (GO): perinuclear region of cytoplasm
Molecular function (GO): mRNA binding; zinc ion binding
Source: RefSeq, a predicted model, not a curated record